AUGGCUCGACAUCCGAUGGUCACCCUUCUCUCGUUCGAUGCCGAUCCAAUCAACCUAGCCUUCUCUUGGUUUGGUCCGAUUAGAUCCAUGCCUUCGACCUCGGCUUCAAUAUGGCCAACAACCUCCAACACUCUAUUCAAUCAAGUAACUUUGGUCAACGGCAAUCAAUCACCGCUCCAUGCCAUUUUG
This is a messenger RNA of Dovyalis caffra, 189 nucleotides long. The record is from the annotation of a GenBank genome assembly. Lineage: Eukaryota; Viridiplantae; Streptophyta; Magnoliopsida; Malpighiales; Salicaceae.